Messenger RNA from Knipowitschia caucasica, 1050 nucleotides. The record is from the annotation of a GenBank genome assembly. NCBI's taxonomy places the organism in Eukaryota, Metazoa, Chordata, Actinopteri, Gobiiformes, Gobiidae.
AUGAAGAAGAGGAACGCGAGGAAGGACGAUUCUUCGCUGGCCCAGAAGCCUCCAAAACUCCAGCCGAAGAAGAAGGAAAAGACAUCAACAUCGUGGCUGAAAGUCGUGGUCUUGUCGCUGACUGCUGUCGUCGUGUUGGGAUUCUCUGUGAAAAUCCUCCCUGUGCUAAUCCAGCAGUUUGUUUUCAUGUACAGACUUCGACUGCCGUUCUUUGUGGACCUGAGCCGACCUGCCGACUUCUCCCUCAAUCACACGGUGAACAUGUAUCUGACGCCACAAGACGGAAUCUCUCUGGGAGUUUGGCACACUGUCCCUGAAAGUCAAUGGAAGGCGGCACAAGGGAAAGACCUCAACUGGUAUCAGAAAUCUUUGGGAGACGGAAGUCCAGUUUUUAUUUAUCUACAUGGAAACACGAACAACAGAGCCGCCCCACAUCGCAUUGCAGUUUCACAAAUCCUGAGUUCUCUGGGUUAUCAUGUGCUGGUGCCAGACUACAGAGGGUUUGGUGACUCGACCGGACAACCCACUGAGGCCGGCCUGAGCACCGACGCCCUCUACCUGUACGACUGGGUCAAAGCACGGAGCAGCAGCAGCAGCCUGGUGGUUCUGUGGGGACACUCUCUCGGCACGGGGGUUUCAACAAAUAUUGCAGUGAAACUUCAGGAAAAGGGUGUGGUUCUUGAUGGCGUCAUUCUUGAAGGAACGUUUAAUUCUGCUCGACAGAAAAUGGGUGGAGUCUCUCCGUUCUAUUGGUUUUAUGCCAGUCUUCCUGGUCUGAGAUAUUUAUUUACACCCGAGAAGAAGGCAGUUUUUCCAUCGGAGGAAAAUGUUAAGAAAAUGAAGUGCCCAAUACUGUUCCUACACUCAGAGGACGAUCAUUUAGCCCCUAUUGAGAUUGUUCAGCAGCUUUAUGAAAUAGCGGCGAGUUCCCAGAGCAAAGAUCGGGUCAAACUUGUCACAUUUGAUGGAAGCAAAGGAUAUCUCCAUAACGGCCUUUACCGAGACCCGGAGCUGCCUGCCGUCUUAAAAAAUUUUGUGGAGUCUUUAUAG